Molecule: messenger RNA, 393 nt
Organism: Lachancea nothofagi CBS 11611
Lineage: Eukaryota; Fungi; Ascomycota; Saccharomycetes; Saccharomycetales; Saccharomycetaceae
Source: the annotation of a GenBank genome assembly
AUGACCCGUGCCUCCGUUCUAGCUGAUGCUCUAAACUCCAUCAACAACGCCGAAAAGACCGGCAAGCGUCAAGUUUUGAUUAGACCUUCUUCCAAGGUUAUCAUCAAGUUUUUGCAAGUCAUGCAAAAGCACGGUUACAUUGGUGAAUUUGAAUACAUCGAUGAUCACAGAUCUGGCAAAAUCGUGGUUCAACUAAACGGUAGACUGAACAAGUGCGGUGUUAUCUCUCCAAGAUUCAACAUCAAGUUCAACGAUAUCGAAAAAUGGACUGAAAACUUGCUACCAGCCAGACAAUUUGGUUACGUUAUUUUGACUACGUCCGCUGGUAUCAUGGACCAUGAGGAAGCCAGAAGAAAGCAUGUUGCCGGUAAGAUCCUCGGCUUUGUUUACUAA